Austrofundulus limnaeus is the source of this 386-nucleotide messenger RNA. RefSeq names its product myotubularin-related protein 7. Gene Ontology annotation, molecular function: phosphatidylinositol-3-phosphate phosphatase activity; phosphatidylinositol-3,5-bisphosphate phosphatase activity. Gene Ontology annotation, biological process: phosphatidylinositol dephosphorylation. Lineage: Eukaryota; Metazoa; Chordata; Actinopteri; Cyprinodontiformes; Rivulidae. Gene Ontology annotation, cellular component: cytoplasm. The record is from RefSeq and is a predicted model, not a curated record.
GUCCUGAUAGAAAGGGACUGGGUCUCUUUUGGACACAAGUUCUCCCACAGGUAUGCUCACCUGGACGGAGACCCUAAAGAGGUGUCCCCGGUCAUAGACCAGUUCCUGGAGUGUGUGUGGCAGCUGUCGGAGCAGUUCCCCUGCGCCUUCCAGUUCAACGAGCGCUUCCUCAUCGCCGUGCACGUCCACGUGUACUCCUGCCAGUACGCCAACUUCCUGGGGAACAGUGAGAAGGAGCGCCGGGACAUGAGGCUCCGUCAGCGCAGUCAUUCAGUCUGGCCUGACCUGUGGAAGGACCGGGCCCAGUACACCAACCCUCUGUUCCAGGCCGAGCAGAGCCAGAGUCAGGGGGUCCUGAGGCCCAACACCUCCCCCUACUGCUUCAA